GUACUACCAGGUGCUGAACUUCGGCAUGAUCGUCUCGUCCGCCCUCAUGAUCUGGAAGGGGCUGAUGGUGGUGACGGGCAGCGAGAGCCCCAUCGUGGUGGUGCUGAGUGGAAGCAUGGAGCCUGCGUUUCACAGAGGAGAUCUACUGUUCCUCACGAACCGAAUUGAAGAUCCAAUCAGAGUGGGAGAAAUCGUGGUCUUUAGGAUAGAAGGAAGGGAAAUUCCUAUAGUCCAUCGCGUCUUGAAAAUUCAUGAGAAGCAAAACGGUGACAUCAAAUUUUUGACAAAGGGUGACAAUAACGCCGUUGAUGACAGAGGGCUGUACAAACGAGGGCAGCACUGGUUGGAGAAAAAGGACGUAGUAGGACGAGCGAGAGGGUUUGUGCCCUAUAUUGGAAUAGUGACUAUCUUAAUGAAUGAUUAUCCAAAAUUUAAGUAUGCAGUCCUCUUUUUACUGGGUUUAUUUGUGCUGGUCCAUCGAGAGUAGCCUCUUGCACUGAAGUACAAAGUGAAGGUGCCAUGGAUUUUUUUUAGAUGAACAUUUUAAGUAGAUGAUGGUCCAGUGUGCUGGGAGGAAGAAGAAAACAGGCAUUUCAAAGCUUCUUGCCAGUUUGGGUUUGUUUUGGUUUUUACUGCGUAAGGGCAAAUGUUUGUCACUGUAUUUCCAAUUGUUUGUCACAUUAGCAUUUUUAGUAAGUUUUUAUAUUAAAAAUUUAAGCCAAACUGUUCAGUGUUUGUACUUUGAAGCUGAGCUUCCUCUCAAAGUGCCUACAGGACUGUGUCCUCUAAGUCUCUGCCUCUGCUAGGCAAGCAUGACCUCUCCCUGUGCUGACUGAACUGUGAAACGGUGAGCUGAGGAGGUGAUGUUUCUUCUAAUUCAGAACUGGAAUAAAGAUUUUGCAUCUUGCC
This is a messenger RNA of Pelecanus crispus (Dalmatian pelican), 909 nucleotides long. The record is from RefSeq and is a predicted model, not a curated record. NCBI's taxonomy places the organism in Eukaryota, Metazoa, Chordata, Aves, Pelecaniformes, Pelecanidae.